Molecule: messenger RNA, 1434 nt
Organism: Helianthus annuus (common sunflower)
Lineage: Eukaryota; Viridiplantae; Streptophyta; Magnoliopsida; Asterales; Asteraceae
Exons: 1
Coding region: 1-1434 (477 amino acids)
Source: RefSeq, a predicted model, not a curated record
AUGGAUGAACUCACGAAAACUGGUGGUAGGCCACCACUGUCAUUCAAAGAAAUAGCGGAUCGUAUACUUGAUGUUGAUGGGAACAAUAUACAGCCAAAACGUGGUAUAAACAUUAUCGAUGAACUUACUAAGGUCUCGGCACCGGUUCAAUUGGAUAAUUUGUCCUCACCAAUAACAGGUUUCCAUGGGCUGAAUUUGUCGGCUGAUAAGGAGAGUACAAAGUCUUCUGGCGCUGCGAAUCCAUUGGCUGGUAACUCAAAUUCAAGAUUUUCUGGGGCUGCGGAACCUCUUUCAUUUGCUAAAGUAGUGAAUAACGCAAAGGAGAAUGUAAAGGUUAAUUUUCGGAUGAUGGAAUCUAGUGAGUCAGUUGAUGGAGCCGAUGUCGUUAUUCCAAUGUCUUCGGUUAAACAGGUCUCUGACAGGUAUGCUAACACUUUGUAUGGAUAUUUUCUGGGUAAACGUCUGGCUUUCCCAGUGGUGGAUUAUUUCGCAAAGAACAACUGGGUUAAAUAUGGUCUCUCUAGACUAAUGAUGAAUGCGAACGGGUUCUUUUUCUUUAAAUUCAAAACAAAGGAAGGGAUGGAUAAAAUGGUAGAGGAUGGACCUUGGAUGAUUAGAAAUGUCCCGAUAAUUUUGAAGGAGUGGUCGGCCUCUGUCAAGUUGGAAAAGGAAGAUAUUAAAGCUAUCCCAGUUUGGGUCAAGAUGCAUGAUGUGCCGUUAACAGCGUAUACUGAGGACGGUCUUAGUUUGCUCGCGUCUAAGAUAGGGGUGCCUAAGAUGUUAGAUUCGUACACUGCUACAAUGUGUGCUGAAUCGUGGGGAAGAAGCAGUUAUGCUAGAGCUCUCAUUGAAAUUCAAGCCGGGGAUGAGUUAAAGAGGAGUAUUACUGUUGCUAUCCCAUCUUUAGAUGGUAAUGGUCAUUCAAAGGUGGAGGUAAAAAUCGAAUAUGAUUGGGAGCCUUUAAGGUGUUCAUCUUGUUGCGUGUUUGGUCAUGAAGAUAGCUCGUGCCCAAAGAACCAUCAAGUUGUUUCGAGUGGGGAUUCUGGGAAGAAAAUUGAUGAUUUUCAGGUUGUGGGUGCCAAGAAGAAGAAAGCUACUAACCAAGGUCUCCACAUGAAAAAUCAGAAACCUAAGGUAGUGUAUAGGCCUGUUGUAAACCCUAAACCAAAUUCGUCGUUAAGGAAGCCGAUGAACAAUCAGGUAUCAACGUCUAACUCAUUUGAUACCCUUAAGGACAAUGAUGGUGGUCAGGGAUGUAGUACGGUGGGUCGUAUAGAGAAGAAGGUCAAGCAGGCUAAUGACAAGCAGGAUUCAGAUGAGGAGGAGGUCGAGGAAGUCUACAAUGAAACUAAUAAAUUUAUGACUUCGGGAACACAUCCUUCAUCUUCUAGAGCUCGGGCAAGCAACUCCUCCACAAAGGGUUCCAAUGGCUAG